CGACGGAUUCCGUCACCCCAUUUGCCCCUGGCUGCUCGGUGUGGCACCGUGGGCCAUCGCCCCGGUACUGCUCACCUUAUUAUGCAGCCCAAGACCCCUGAGCCUUGCCUCCUGUACUGCAGCACCGCUUAUCCAACCUAAUCUUUUCAAAAGUUUCCGUGUUUAUCCAUUUAUUGACCCUUUCUAGUCCACGCAGAACCGUCGCUCGACGCCUGUCGCAUCGUCCGCCAAACAUCACAGCUAUCUAUUGUCUGCCUCAUUUUUCUUCACUAGCUUCUAAUCACGCACCUAUCAAUCCGGCCAAUUCGACCGAAUCUACGGAAAUGAAUGAUUCGAAUGGGAUUCCCGUUUUCAGCACCCCUGAAGGAAUGCUGGCUAAGCAUCCCAGCAAACCACAUUUGGAAAGUUUCGAAAACUACAAGCAGCUAUACCAAGAAUCAAUCAACAACCCCCGAGAGUUUUGGGGUAAACAAGCCCGUGAGCUCGUAUCUUGGUCUAAAGACUUCGACAGGGUGCACAAUGGGGGUUUCACUCAUGGAGACAAUGCUUGGUUCUUGGGAGGCAAACUCAAUGCUUCGUUCAACUGCAUCGACCGCCAUGCAUUUGAAGAUCCCGACAGGGUGGCACUCAUCUUUGAGGCUGAUGAAAUCAACUCUGGCCGAACUCUAACCUAUGGUGAUCUGCUGCGAGAGGUAUGCAAGCUCUGCCAUGUACUCAAGCGAAUGGGUGUGCAGAAAGGUGACAUUAUUGCUGUUUAUCUGCCCAUGGUUCCGGAGGUGGUCAUUGCUUUGCUCGCCUGCGCUCGCAUCGGUGCAAUUCAUUCUGUCAUUUUUGCCGGGUUUUCUGCCGAUUCCGUGAGGGACCGCAUCCUGGAUGCAAGAUGCAAGGUCGUUCUCACUGCGGACCAAGGCAAGCGAGGAGGCAAAACGAUUAGCAUCAAAGCGAUCGUCGACAAAGCGCUUUCUCAAUGCUCUGCCGUAUCCCACGUCUUGGUUCUUCAACACACGGGUGCACAAGUUUCUUGGGUAUCUGGAAGAGAUCAUUGGUGGCAUCAAGAAGUUCAGAAAUGGCCUGGGUACAUUCAGCCAGAGGAAAUGGACUCGGAAGAUCCGCUGUUUCUUCUAUAUACAUCCGGAUCAACGGGCAAACCAAAGGGCAUCGUGCAUUCUACCGGCGGCUAUCUUGUCGGGGCCGCUUCCACAGGAAAAUACGUCUUUGACAUUCACGACGCCGACCGGUUCUUUUGCAGCUGCGAUGUCGGAUGGAUCACAGGGCAUACCUAUGUGGUGUACGCACCAUUGCUUCUUGGUAUCACAACGAAACACCAAAUCACGCAUUUCUAUGUUGCUCCAACCGCGCUUCGCUACUUGAAACGAGCUGGCGAUGAGUAUGUCACGGGCACCAUGAGUCAUCUGCGAGUUCUGGGUUCUGUUGGUGAGCCGAUUGCACCUGAGAUUUGGAAGUGGUACUUCGACAUUGUGGGGAAGAAGGAAGCACAUGUCGUCGAUACUUAUUGGCAGACAGAGACAGGAUGCAAUGUUAUCACUCCUCUUGCCGGUAUCACACUGAUGAAACCUGGUUCUGCCUCUCUUCCCUUCUUUGGCAUUGAGCCGGUUAUUCUAGAUCCGGUUUCUGGCAGCGAGAUUGAUCACAGCAAUGUUGAGGGCGUCCUUGCAUUCAAGCAGCCGUGGCCUAGCAUGGCACGAACAGUGUGGGGUGCUCACGAUCGAUACAUCGACACAUAUCUCAAGCCCUUCAAGGGAUACUACUAUACUGGUGACGGCGCCAGUCGUGAUGAUGACGGGUUCUUCUGGAUUCGUGGCCGCAUGGACGACAUCAUCAACGUGAGCGGGCACCGCCUGUCAACGGCCGAGAUAGAGGCCGCAUUCAUUGAACAUCCCGCAGUCUCCGAAGCAGCGGUGGUUGCUACACCUGAUGAGCUCACAGGCCAAGCAUCGAAAGCUUUCUUGACCUUGAAGGACGGCUCCCAAGGAAAUCACAGCUUACACAAAGAACUAGUUCAACAAGUUCGAAAAUCAAUUGGUCCCUUCGCCACUCCAAAAGGGAUCUAUGUAGUGCCUGAUUUGCCCAAGACUCGCUCUGGAAAGAUCAUGCGCCGCAUCUUGAGAAAGAUUUUGGCCGCUGAGGAGGAUCAACUGGGGGAUAUCUCCACUCUGUCUGAUCCGUCGGCUGUCGGGAAGAUCAUCGAGGCUGUUCGGACGGCAACUGAGUAAUGAAUUUGGGUGUGGUUAAAACCGUUAGAUGGACUUUUCGAAGAUAUAAUGCGUUUAUUCUGCGCUAGGGCCUCCCGUCCUCUAAUACUUCUCCUUUACCUAUUUACGUCAUUGUAUUCCAGAAUAAAAAUUCUAAUGUCUCCCCUUUACGUGAAGGUUCAUUGGUCUAUUUCUUCUUCAUCCU
Messenger RNA from Ilyonectria robusta, 2418 nucleotides. Its product is annotated as acetyl-coenzyme A synthetase-like protein 1. Gene Ontology annotation, molecular function: AMP binding; acetyl-CoA synthetase activity. The coding region runs from base 324 to 2234 and encodes 636 amino acids. The record is from RefSeq and is a predicted model, not a curated record. NCBI's taxonomy places the organism in Eukaryota, Fungi, Ascomycota, Sordariomycetes, Hypocreales, Nectriaceae. The transcript is spliced from 7 exons. Gene Ontology annotation, cellular component: cytosol.